GCGGCCGCGGUGACAUUCCCGGCUCUUCCCGGCCGCUCCGGCUGCUCCCGCGGCUCCGGCUCCUCCGGCCGCCCAUGCCCCGGCCGCUGCCCCCGCCGGGCAGGCCGCGAGGGGCCCAGCCUCGCACAGGCUGCUGCAUUGCUGGAGACCACAUCUAGCUCACCCAGCCUCCUAGACAACGUGCUCAAUGCUUUGAGACUGGAAGGACCUUGCUCUGCAAUGAAGAUGGAGGCAGUAGGAAAAGCAGAAGAACUUAUUGAUUCAGAAAUUCCGCCAAAGGCUUCUGAAAAGGAAGAGACUGCUCCUGAUGAAGACAGGCCUAUAGAACUAGAGACACAACCUCAGAAGGACAGCGUGCCCACUGCAGCAGACUCUGCGGUGCUCUCUUCCAUGCCUUGCUUGCUGAUGGAACUGAGGCGGGACUCCUCGGAGUCUCAGCUGGCGUCUACAGAGAGUGACAAGCCAGCGGGUGGCCGAGUUUAUGAGAGUGACUCUUCUAACCACUGCAUGCUUUCCCCUUCCUCCAGCGGGCAUUUGGCUGACUCAGACACGUUGUCUUCCGCAGAGGAGAACGAGCCCUGCCAAACUGAAGCCACCGCGGAGGGAGACCCUUCUGUGAUGUCCGGAGCUGCAGUCGGGAGGAAAUCCAGGAGAUCCAGGUCUGAAAGUGAGACUUCAACAAUGGCUGCCAAGAAAAACCGACAGUCUAGCGAUAAGCAGAACGGCCGCGUUGCCAAGGUGAAGGGUCACCGGAGCCAAAAGCACAAAGAGAGGAUCCGGCUCCUGAGGCAGAAGCGGGAGGCAGCUGCUCGCAAGAAGUACAACCUGCUGCAGGACAGCAGUACCAGCGACAGUGACCUGACCUGUGACUCCAGCACGAGCUCGUCAGAGGAUGAUGAAGAGGUUUCAGGGAGCAGCAAGACAAUCACUGCAGAGAUACCAGCUGGCUUCAGUCGUGCUGGGGGAUCUGGAGGAGCGACCAGGGAAAUUCCAGGAUUGCUUGACAGGGGCACCGUGUGGGAUAGGAACUGCAUAGGCAAUGUCCUGGAAGAGGCCAUGAACUGCUUUGCCGAGAUGCAGAGGCAGACAGAGGAGAAAUUCCGCAUGUGGAUAGAAAAGCUAACCCAUCUUGACACGGACGAAGAAAGCAAGCAGCAUCUGGAGCCCAGGGAACCUAAAAUCCAACUAGUUGGCCAAAGAAUCCCCCCUACCACACAGUCAGGGGCUUUCGUGCAGAUGCCUGAUAGCCAAGUGCUUCCUCAGCAGCCCUUUAAUUCGUACGUGGGCUAUCAAAAUGCCGAUGCCGCGCUGGAGUUUCCAGUGACUUUUAAUAACAAUUUUACACCAGUCUUUCCAGAGAAUGGGAAUAUGGCAGAGCCUGAUCUGAAUAAAUCAUAAACUUAAAAAAAAAAUUAAAAAGAAAAUAAAUCUGAUUUUGCAAUCUUGAUGUUAUUUUGGAUUCUGCUAAAAACGAGGUUUGCUUUUCUCUUUGUAUGUGUUUGUUUUGUUUUCUCUUUUGGGUUUUAUUACCAUGAUAUUGUUUGUUUUUCUUAAUUUAUAGUGAAUAUAUGUAGUUUAAAAAAAAAAAAAUCAUAGUAUACUCACCUGCAUGUGCUACUACACACAUAUAAACACCUUUAAAGGUGUAUGGGAGAAGCUGCCCUAAGCUUUCAUCACCAAACUCGGGACAAUAUAAUGUCUAGAUACCCCAAAAGCAGUAGGGCUGUGUUUGCUACAAUAGAAGCAUUCAGGAUAUUCAUCCAGAUGCCCUUUUUGCAUGUUAAAACAUUUGUGUAAGGAAAUAAGUUUUAUAUUUAAAGAGAUAAAGCACCCUAGAGAUCCAGACUAGAUACAGACCCAUGAAAUUUCCUUAACUCUCUGUUUACUCUCAAGUUUUGCAGCUUGACCGUGCCACACAUAAGCUUCUUCAUUUUAGGCAGAACUAAUAAAUAAGCUUACCCUAAAAAUUUAUCUGUCUAUAACAAGCAUGCACAGCAGAUUUAAUUUCUUUCUGUCUCCCAUUCAGCAGAUCACUCUCUGUCCAGGAUUUUUAUCAGUGUCACUGCUGUGUUGAACAUGGUGUAUUUAUGGAGGUGGCUGCCUUACCCUGUGUGCACACACAGGCACAUGCACACACAUCUCUGUGUGCUCGGUUUGGGUCCAGGUCGUCUCCACCAAUUCCAGGUGCCUGCUCUGCUCUUCCCUGGGUCUCAGGGGGAAGAGAUAAGCCUCACCAAGGAUGCCUCCGGGCAGUGUCUUUCUCUCCCAAGAGUUGUCCCUACCCUGGCUUAUCAGCAGUCCCUAAGAGAUAACUUCAGGGUGAGAUGAGUCACCCCAGCCUGUGCACACAGAGGCUGCUGCUUCCUCCUCUGAAUGCAGCCCAGCCACAUCCUUCAUGCUGGAAUAAAAACAAUCCUGUCUGCCCUCAGAUAAGCAGCCAUCAGGGGAUGGGUUGAGCCUUGGCACAGGAAUUUAAAGGAGAGCUUGAUAAGCGAACACCUUGGUGGUCUGAUAGCUGCUGGCCUGGGUCAGACUGGACCAUGUGUGAACACCACUGAAAUCAUCCUUUACUUGUGAUGGGGAAUGCCACAGCAUCAGGUUCAUUUAAGUGAGGCAAGAAUUUACUGUUUUGUGAGUCCUUUUUUUGUACUAAUAGUUAUCCUGAAUAGGCAGGCUUGAAACUGUGAUGUUUAAAGUAGGUUUAAUUUAAACUAUAUAUUAGUAAUAUUUAAUUCUUACUGUUAUUGCUACAUACAGGGAUUUUUGGGUCACCUCUCCAAUAAGGCCUUCCUUCAUGUGAAGUAUCUUCUCUGUAGCUACCAAAAAAAUGUAUAUUUUUAAUCAGGUAGAACUUGCUAGAAGUUUCUAAUGAAAAUGAAAUAAACAUUUUUACAAUGGAAAAUGAAAGCCCGCAGUUUAAGUGAAGAAAACACUUAGGUCUCCUUUAGCUCAGUUAACCUAAACACUUAGGUCUCCUUUAGCUCUGCUUUUUAAACAACAGUCACUUUUUCCCUAAUUUUUUUAGUUUUCUUUCUUUUCCUCCUGUUGGGAGUAACCACAGUAUCUUCUGUAGGUCAAGCCUUUUUUACCCUCCCUGAAGUCAAUGGGAGGUUUUCCAUCAAUUUAUGUGACAGUUUGGAUAAAACCUGUAACAGGAACUCAAGAAAUACUUUUUGUUAUCAGUAUAAUAUCUACACUGGUAUUUUAAGAUUAUUCUUGCCCUAGACUGACUUUUUUUUUUAAAGUAUCUGAAAAAAAAAAUUAGGUUAGAGACCUGUGUUAUUUUCAGAGUAUCUGUUUGAAAGACUAUGCAGGAGAUAAUUUUUAAGUACUGGGAUAAAGUCUUUUCAGAUCACCUUCAUGCAUAAUUUUGAUACAAAGAUUUUGAUACGAACUUGUUGGAAAACUCCCUUGUCUGAAAUUGUGUGCAUUUCAGGUAAAAGUUAAACAAGUUGUUCUAUGUUUGAUUGCAAUUUAAAAGCUUAUCCUCAUCUGUUUAAAAAGAUCUUUCAGGAAAGAGUAUUUGUGGAUAAAACAACCCCCA
Messenger RNA from Serinus canaria (Common canary), 3544 nucleotides. RefSeq names its product arkadia (RNF111) N-terminal like PKA signaling regulator 2N (gene ARK2N). The record is from RefSeq and is a predicted model, not a curated record. The transcript has 3 exons. Gene Ontology annotation, molecular function: ubiquitin protein ligase activity. Bases 220 to 1398 code for a protein of 392 amino acids. NCBI's taxonomy places the organism in Eukaryota, Metazoa, Chordata, Aves, Passeriformes, Fringillidae. Gene Ontology annotation, biological process: ubiquitin-dependent protein catabolic process.